Limanda limanda (common dab) is the source of this 2386-nucleotide messenger RNA. RefSeq names its product zinc finger and SCAN domain-containing protein 12-like. The coding region runs from base 149 to 2386 and encodes 745 amino acids. Lineage: Eukaryota; Metazoa; Chordata; Actinopteri; Pleuronectiformes; Pleuronectidae. The record is from RefSeq and is a predicted model, not a curated record. The transcript is spliced from 5 exons.
UGUUGUGAAAUUGACGAAGAUAAUUUCCUUCUUUGUUUGUGUUUUUUCCACUUGCAUGGUUUUUCUUAAGUAGCUGUGCGUUGAGCUCCGUAGUAAAGGGAGUCUCUCUUGAAAGCCUUUGAAACACCUGGAUAAGCCAGCUAGCAGCAUGAUUCGCGUUCGACCCAUGGUUCGACCACCAAGAUGCUCAGUGGUCGACUGCACAAAUCCGCACAAAGGUCUUCAUACGACUCCAGCUGCAGAAGACAUAAGAUCGAGAUGGAUCGAGUUUAUAUAUGAUGGCAACGUUCCUGCAGAAGUUGGCAAAUAUCUGUUAGUGUGCUCCAACCACUUUCCAUCAGACUGUUUUAGAAACCUGGGCCAAUAUAACGCUGGACACGCGGAAAGGUUGAUAUUGAAUGGGGGGUCGGUGCCAUCCAUCCGUCGCAAUACUGAUGAUGAGGCAAGCGCAUCUGUUCACGGUGCUAGGCUACAUCACAUGGCCUGCCAGACGGACCCACCCAAGCUGUGCACAGUUGGCACGCAGCUUUCUCUGAAAACUCUGGCACCUCACUACAAAAGCAUAGCUACACAGAUGACUGUGACCUACACUAAUGUCGGUGUUGGAACCUCAGAUUUGGCCUUCAAACCAUCACGGCCAAUAAAUAGGCCAAGUAAGAGACCUUGCUUGGAGGAGGAAGAGGACAUCCCUUUUGAGGGGAGUUCAAGUAUGGACUUCAGGGAGCGACAGGAUUCUACCUGUGGUCCUGAUGACCUGAUCACAGUCUUGACUGAGUCAGCAGAUGUGAAAAUGGAAUCUUCCAACCCUGCUCAUAAGACACCUGCAUGUAUUGUCUAUGAAAAGUGCCUCAUGGAGCUGUUUGAGGAGUGCCCCCUGUGUCGGCGGGUGGCAGAUGUGCGAACCGGAAGGUUUGGGACAUUCCUCUCUAUAGAGCAGCAGUGCCUACCCUGUAAGUUCUACAGGAAAUGGAAUAGUCAACCUCGUCUUGGUCGCACUCCUAUCCAACGCUCAGCUGCAGUGAAGGUCACUGCUGCCUCUUUCUCCAAACUUGAGGAGGUAAUGCCAACAGAGGACAUCCCCAGCAGCGCAGAUGCCUUUGCGACUGUCACUUUGAUCGAUGAAGAGAGGGCUGAAGAGAUCACUGAGGAGAGCGAACCCUCCGAUGAAGCGGAGAGCAGUGAUGAAAGUGGAGGGAAUUCAGACAGUGACUGGAAUCCAUUGGAUGGGAUUUUGCUGGAUGAGGGGACCCUUCUGGACUCUGAGGAGGAAACGGAAGAUGAAGACGAAGAGGAGACAGAUUCCCCGGGUGGUCUCAGGAUUAACGAGCUCUGCAACGAGUGUGGAGGUUUUUUCAACUCUCUGAAGACUCACACGUGCGAACACAAAAUGAAGCCCUUUUCCUGCAAUAUUUGCGGCAAAAGAUGCGUUUCUGAAGCUUCUCUAAAAAUUCACAGCAGAGUCCACAGUGAAACCUAUGAAAUCCCUUGCAAAUACUGCCACGUGACAUUCAAGAGAAAGGUGGAGAAAGUUAAACAUGAGCAGAUUCACGAAGACAGAAACGAUCCCUAUAAAUGUCCCGACUGUCCGGAGCAGUUUCCCACUAGUAAAGAGCGCAGGAUCCACCUGUCCAACUGUCACAGAACGACAAAGGACACGUGUGGAAUUUGUGGGAUGGAAUUCAGUGGUUUAAAUCAUCUUCAGAGACAUUCUGUUGUGCACACGGGAUUGAAACCGUACAAAUGUUCGGUGUGCGACCGUGGCUUCAACCAGGAGAGCAACCUCAAAUCUCACAUGCGUCUGCACACAGGGGAGAAGCCAUAUAAGUGUCGGCAUUGUGACGAAUCCUUCAAUCACAAUGUGAGCUUGAAGAGUCAUGUGCAGCGUCGCCACUCGUCUGGGCACAAACGUAAGAGGGGUAAGAUCAAUGAAAAGGCGAGCAGCGCUAGUGACGCAGAGGACAAUGAAAGUAAGAGUGGUGCCGGCUCUGAGUCUGACAAUGCAGAUAAACAAGACACAGGAGAGACGGUGCAGCAGAAGUCAAAACGUCGUCGGAAGCUCACUGGGAGAUCCAGAGGAAGACCCAAGUCAAACCCAGAUGGUAACUCAGUUCCGUCAGGGCAAAAUGAAGACCAGUGUUCGAAAGCUAAGACUUCAAAAUCAAAGUUGAAGAAGUUAAAGAAAAGUGGUGAAAUCGAUGAGGAAAUUGAGUCGGAGCAAUCAAACAGCGACAUAUCCUUCAACUCAGAAGAAGAGUUGCAGGAAGCACGGAAGAGCACAAGGACAUCAGGAAGACGACCGACAAAGGACGAUGACAGCGAUUUUCACCCAGAAGAAGAAAAAAAAUGUAAGAACAGGGGGAGACAAAGAAAGGAGGUCGUGGUCUGA